CCAAGGCUGGAUAAUAAUUGGUCAAGAGGCAUGUUUCUGCAGAAACCAGUUACAAUGUUAUUACCAACAUUAUUUGGGACAUACUGGCACAGAAGUUGCCAAGCCUCGAGAAGAUGAAUUCUGAAAUUCGACUUACCCGUCCUAUUAGCAAUGAGAAGGAAUGAUAGAGAUGGGUGUUAACUUGACAUGUUAGCCAAAGAAGCACAGCCAACUGCCAGUCUCGCUCCCUACUAGGUUACACAUUUCCGAUUUCCUGGUUAGGGCCACCUCAGAAUUUCAGCAAUGGCUGCAAAAAUUCUUGCUAAUUUAAUUGUAAUGGGCUCUUCUAUAUUGGCAAGGGCUUUUGUUCAAGCAUAUCGUCAGGCAUUGUCCAAUGCCUCGAAGAAUGGUGUUGCUCAAGAAGCAGUACAGAAUAUUAAAAGAGCUAGCAAAACCAUGACGGAAGCAGAGGCAAGACAGAUUCUUGGUGUGACAGAGGAUUCAUCAUGGGAAGAAAUUGUGCAGGUCCGUUUAAAUGUUAACCGUUAUCUUGUGACACUGCUUUUGUCGUCAAUAUGACAUUAAUACGCCGCUUCUCAUUUUUCUUGCUUCUGUAUGACAACUUGUU
Molecule: messenger RNA, 607 nt
Organism: Solanum stenotomum
Lineage: Eukaryota; Viridiplantae; Streptophyta; Magnoliopsida; Solanales; Solanaceae
Product: mitochondrial import inner membrane translocase subunit PAM16 like 2-like
Exons: 4
Coding region: 283-558 (91 amino acids)
Biological process (GO): protein import into mitochondrial matrix
Cellular component (GO): TIM23 mitochondrial import inner membrane translocase complex
Source: RefSeq, a predicted model, not a curated record